AGAUAAUAAUAGUAAAUAGUACCUAUUAGUUGUGCUAGACUGAUUUGACGAUGACGGCUGUACAUGUACAUGUAGUGAGGGGAAUGACUAAAGCAGUUUUUACCAACACAGCUUUCAACAAUACAAUAUUCAACAACACAAUGUUCAAUAACAACACAAUGCUUAACACCAACACAUCAUUCAACAACACAAAAUUAGAUGUAGUAAUUGAUCCUACAACAGUCAUAUUAAAGAGGCUGACGAGUUCUCUUUUGAUUGUUCUUCUUGCAAUCAUUAUGAUGUCGCUUGGUUGUACUAUUGAAGUAGACAAACUGAUCCAACAGAUCAAAAGACCACUUCCAGCUAUAAUCGGAAUGGCAUUACAGUUUAUAGUAUACCCGUUAGUGGUUUUCGGCUUGGUGCAUGCAUUUCAGCUUGAUCAUUACAAUGCUCUAGGUAUGCUCCUACUCGGUACCUGUCCAGGAGGAAGUUUGUCGAAUCUGAUAACAUACUGGUGUUCCGGAGACGUUGUUUUAAGCGUUUGUAUGACGUCACUGGCGACCACACUUGCUAUAGGUAUGAUGCCGUUGAAUCUAUAUAUAUACUAUAGCAGUUUCUCGUCUCAGUAUCUGACGAUUCCCUAUGUAAAAAUAGCCACUGGUCUGAUCCUUAUAUUGAUACCAGUAUCUGUUGGAAUGCUUAUCCUCAGAAAAUUGCCGAAAGUUGCAGCAAUUGUUGUAAAUUUUGGAGGGGGCAUAGGAUUCCUCUUUAUCCUACUUGUUACUGGUAUCAACUUUUAUCUCUACCCACAGAUGUUUGACGUAGGAUGGAAGUUAUGGUGCGCAGCCUCACUGAUGCCUAUAUUUGGUCUAAUGAUCGGGUACCUAGGGGCAUGGGCAUGUUGUUUUACUCGCAAUCAAUGUCGAACAGUUGCUAUUGAAGUUUCAUCACAGAACGUUGCUCUGUGUUUGACAUUGAUUUUCGUGUCAUUUAAACUCGAGGAAUCCACAAAAAUUGCUAUGUUUCCUUUAAUAUUUGGAAUUUUUAAUGUCACAAUACUUGUGAUCUUUACAAUUAUUUGUAGAAUAGCAUUUAAACUUUCGAAGAAAAAAGACCCCAGUGAGAAGCAGGAAAAUGUAAACGAUAGCAAGUUAUGAUAUCGCUAUAGUUGUCAAUUCAGAUCUUUAUUUCUAACUUUAUUUAUAUUGUUGAUGUUCA
Messenger RNA from Mytilus trossulus (common blue mussel), 1197 nucleotides. Its product is annotated as ileal sodium/bile acid cotransporter-like. Gene Ontology annotation, molecular function: bile acid:sodium symporter activity. The transcript is spliced from 3 exons. Gene Ontology annotation, cellular component: membrane. The record is from RefSeq and is a predicted model, not a curated record. The coding region runs from base 51 to 1136 and encodes 361 amino acids. NCBI's taxonomy places the organism in Eukaryota, Metazoa, Mollusca, Bivalvia, Mytilida, Mytilidae. Gene Ontology annotation, biological process: bile acid and bile salt transport.